Phymastichus coffea is the source of this 7174-nucleotide messenger RNA. It is a transcript of the gene ck, whose product is annotated as myosin-VIIa. The transcript has 25 exons. Gene Ontology annotation, molecular function: ATP binding; cytoskeletal motor activity; protein binding. The coding region runs from base 283 to 6789 and encodes 2168 amino acids. Lineage: Eukaryota; Metazoa; Arthropoda; Insecta; Hymenoptera; Eulophidae. Gene Ontology annotation, cellular component: myosin complex; cytoskeleton. The record is from RefSeq and is a predicted model, not a curated record.
GUGUUAAUGUGCCGGUCGCCGUUGCUGCUGCCGCCGCCACCGCUUUAGCUGUGGGCAGAGCUGUUGCAGUUAGUUUAGUGCUGGAUACGCUUCCAGUCGCGCGGCUGCGCUGAGUUUCACGAGGUGCGUGCGGAGUUGAAUGUUGGUGCCGCGAUGAAACUCUUGUGAAUCGAAGGAAAAGAGAAAUAAACAGCAAAAUAACAGCCGCGUAUAACCUUCCGUCUACGUGGUCGACUCGCAACCUCUUGAAAGGUAGCGAGCCGACAACUGCGAGCUUGAGAAAUGGUCAUCGUUACUCGGGGCGAUUACAUUUGGAUCGAGCCGGUGUCAGGCAAAGAAUUUGAUGUUGCUAUCGGAGCACGCGUAAUUUCUGCCGAGGGCAGACGAAUUCAAGUCAAAGACGACGAUAACAAGGAACUAUGGUUAAGCCCGGAGAGAAGGAUAAAGGCGAUGCAUGCGACAUCGGUGCAAGGCGUCGAGGAUAUGAUCAGUUUGGGCGACCUCCACGAGGCUGGUAUCCUGAGGAACUUGCUCAUCCGGUAUAACGAGAAUCUCAUCUACACCUACACUGGCUCAAUUCUCGUGGCAGUCAAUCCAUAUCAGAUACUGCCGAUCUACACCGCGGAGCAAAUUAAAUUAUACAAGGAUCGAAAAAUCGGCGAAUUGCCACCACACAUUUUCGCCAUCGGUGAUAAUGCUUACGCUCAUAUGAAUCGUUAUGGCACCGACCAGUGCAUCGUCAUCAGCGGUGAAAGUGGAGCUGGAAAGACGGAGAGUACAAAACUAAUCCUACAGUAUUUGGCGGCUAUCAGCGGUAAACAUUCCUGGAUCGAACAGCAAAUCCUUGAAGCUAAUCCUAUUCUUGAAGCAUUCGGAAAUGCAAAAACAGUGAGAAACGACAACUCGUCGAGAUUCGGUAAGUACAUCGAUAUUCACUUCAACGAACACGGAGUGAUCGAGGGAGCGAAGAUAGAGCAGUAUCUCUUGGAAAAAUCUCGCCUCGUUACGCAAAUGCUGGACGAGCGGAAUUACCAUAUUUUUUAUUGUCUUCUCGCUGGCCUCACCAGGGAAGAGAAGUCCAAGCUCGAAUUAGAGGAUGCUUCAUCGUAUAAAUAUCUUACUGGGGGUGGAAGUAUAACGUGCGAAGGUAGGGACGACGCAGCAGAGUUCUCCGAUAUUCGAUCGGCAAUGAAGGUCUUGCUUUUCACCGACGGCGAGAUCUGGGAAAUUUUGAGAUUACUCGCGGCGAUAUUGCACAUCGGUAAUGUUAAAUACAAGGCAACUAUUAUAGAUAAUCUCGAUGCAACAGAAAUACCAGAGCAGACGAACGUCAAAAGGGUUGCACAAUUACUCGGUGUGCCCGUUCAAUCACUUGUCGAUGCUCUUACACGCCGAACGAUAUUUGCCAGUGGUGAGACUGUUGUAUCAACGCUGUCGAGGGACCAGUCAGUAGAUAUAAGGGAUGCGUUUGUCAAAGGCAUUUAUGGCAGAUUAUUUAUCCACAUAGUUAAGAAAAUCAACGAAGCCAUAUACCGACCGAAGAACACCUCGCGAUGUUCCAUCGGGGUGCUGGAUAUUUUCGGUUUUGAAAACUUCAAUCACAACAGUUUUGAGCAAUUUUGCAUCAAUUACGCCAACGAGAAUCUUCAGCAAUUCUUCGUACAGCACAUCUUUAAGCUCGAACAGGAGGAAUAUAAUCACGAGGGUAUCAAUUGGCAACACAUCGAGUUUGUUGACAAUCAGGAUGCAUUGGAUUUAAUUGCCGUCAAGCAAUUAAAUAUUAUGGCGUUGAUCGACGAGGAAUCUAAAUUUCCAAAGGGUACCGAUCAAACGAUGCUAGCGAAAAUGCACAAAACCCACGGAACUCAUCGCAAUUAUCUGAAGCCAAAGUCCGACAUUAAUACCUCGUUUGGUUUGAAUCACUUUGCCGGUGUUGUAUUCUACGACACUCGUAGCUUUCUAGAGAAGAACAGAGAUACAUUUAGCACUGAUCUUCUGCAGCUUAUUCAUAUUUCGUCCAACAAAUUCCUUCAGGCUUGUUUUGUCAAUGACAUCGGAAUGGGAUCGGAAACGAGAAAGAGAGCGCCAACGCUUUCAACUCAGUUUAAAAAGUCGUUGGACUGUCUGAUGAAAACUUUAGCUAAUUGCCAGCCUUUCUUCAUUAGGUGCAUUAAGCCGAACGAAUAUAAAAAGCCAAUGUUGUUUGAUAGAGGACUGUGUUGCCGUCAACUGCGGUACUCUGGAAUGAUGGAAACCAUUAGGAUACGAAGAGCUGGAUAUCCCAUUCGACAUUCCUUCCCAGAGUUUGUCGAAAGAUAUAGAUUUCUUAUUCCCGGUAUAGCUCCUGCGCACAAGACUGACUGCCGAUACGCGACAACAAAAAUCUGUCACCAAGUGCUCGGCAGAUCGGACUAUCAGCUCGGUCACACUAAAGUAUUCCUGAAAGAUGCGCACGACUUGUUCUUGGAGCAAGAACGUGACCGCGUGCUUACGCGUAAAAUACUCAUACUUCAAAAAAACAUCCGCGGCUGGGUAUACCGUCGGCGAUUCUUACGGAUGCGCGCGGCUGCAAUUAAAAUUCAAAAGAUCUGGCGCGGCCACGCGCAACGACAGCGUUACAAGCGUAUGCGUGUCGGUUACAUGAGGUUACAGGCGCUCAUCAGGUCAAGGGUAUUAGCACAUAGGUUCAGGCACCUGAGAGGUCAUAUUGUCGGAUUGCAAGCGAGAGCCAGGGGAUAUUUAGUCAGACGAGCGUACAGAAAAAAGAUAUGGGCAAUUAUUAAGAUUCAAGCUCACGUAAGACGAAUGAUCGCGCAGAGGAGAUACAAGAAGUUGAAGUACGAAUACAGAUUGCAUCUAGAAGCCUUGAGAUUGAGAAAAAAGGAGGAGAAAGAGCUGAAGGAUCAGGGUAAUAAGAGAGCCAAAGAAAUCGCCGAUCAACACUUCAGGGAACGUAUGCAAGAACUGGAGAGAAAAGAAAUUGAAAUGGAAAUGGAAGAUCGUCGUAGAAUGGAGAUCAAGAAGAACUUGAUUAACGAUGCCGCGAAAAAACAAGACGAACCUGUAGACGACAGUAAACUUGUCGAAGCGAUGUUUGACUUUUUGCCGGACUCCAGUAGUGAAGCUCCUACUCCUGCCAGGGAAACCUCAGUGUUUAACGAUCUACCAGCGCCAAAAGCCGAUCAGCAGGAAAUAAUUAGUCCCAUGCAGACAGCUUCUGAGGACGAGGAAGAUUUAUCAGAAUUCAAAUUUCAGAAAUUCGCCGCAACCUAUUUUCAAGGUAACAUUACGCACACUUACUCGAGGAAACCGUUGAAACAUCCGUUAUUGCCGUUGCAUACGCAAGGAGAUCAAUUGGCUGCGCAAGCAUUGUGGAUUACCAUUCUGAGGUUCACUGGUGAUUUGCCCGAGCCAAGAUUCCACACGAUGGAUCGUGACACCACUUCGGUCAUGUCCAAAGUUACGGCUACACUUGGCAGAAAUUUCAUCAGGAGCAAAGAGUUUCAAGAAGCACAAAUGAUGGGAAUGGAUCCCGAAUCAUAUCUUAAACAAAAACCACGAUCGAUCCGCCACAAAUUAGUCUCGCUGACGCUGAAACGUAAAAAUAAACUCGGCGAAGAUGUGCGGCGAAGAUUGCAAGAUGACGAGUACACAGCCGACAGUUAUCAAUCAUGGUUGGAAGCUCGACCUACUUCGAAUCUCGAGAAACUUCACUUCAUCAUUGGUCACGGUAUCUUGCGUGCAGAAUUACGCGAUGAAAUUUAUUGUCAGAUCUGCAAGCAACUAACGAACAAUCAAUCGAAAUCUUCGCACGCACGUGGUUGGAUCUUGUUGUCUCUAUGUGUUGGUUGCUUUGCGCCGUCGGAAAAAUUCGUCAACUAUCUACGAGCCUUCAUACGCGAAGGUCCACCAGGAUACGCACCGUACUGCGAAGAUCGCCUGAAGCGCACAUUCAAGAACGGCACGAGAAACCAACCACCCAGCUGGCUAGAACUUCAAGCUACCAAAUCAAAGAAACCUAUUAUGCUACCCAUCACUUUCAUGGAUGGUAAUACCAAGACACUUUUGGCCGACUCUGCUACAACGGCAAGAGAACUGUGCAAUCAGCUUUCCGACAAGAUCUCUUUGCGCGAUCAAUUUGGCUUCUCGUUGUACAUCGCUCUAUUCGAUAAAGUGUCGUCGCUCGGCAGCGGCGGCGACCACGUCAUGGACGCAAUUUCUCAGUGUGAGCAAUACGCGAAAGAACAGGGUGCUCAGGAAAGGAAUGCACCGUGGCGAUUGUUCUUCCGUAAAGAAAUUUUCGCACCGUGGCAUGAGCCGACCGAGGAUCAAGUGGCGACGAAUCUCAUUUACCAACAAGUGGUGCGAGGCGUCAAGUUCGGCGAGUAUCGCUGUGAUAAAGAGGAGGAUCUUGCCAUGAUUGCCGCACAGCAAUAUUUCAUCGAGUACGGCACAGAUAUGAAUGUCGAGCGAUUGUUUACACUCCUGCCUAAUUAUAUUCCGGAUUAUUGCUUGACUGACGUGGAUAAGGCUAUCGAGAGGUGGGGUCAUCUCGUGCUACAGGGAUACAAGAAGAGCUACUAUGUUAAAGAAAAAGUACCUGCGCUUCGAGUUAAAGAAGAUAUUGUCGGUUAUGCGAAAUUCAAGUGGCCGUUGCUUUUCUCUCGGUUCUAUGAAGCUUAUAGAAAUUCAGGACCGAAUCUCCCUAAAAAUGAUGUUAUCAUCGCUGUCAAUUGGACCGGUGUUUACGUUGUCGACGAUCAAGAGCAAGUUUUGUUGGAGCUGUCAUUUCCCGAAAUUACCACCGUAUCUAGUCAAAAAACAAACAAAAUGUUUACGCAAACCUUCAGCUUGUCAACCGUGCGCGGCGAAGAAUUUACAUUCCAAAGUCCAAGUGCCGAAGACAUUCGCGACUUGGUGGUUUAUUUUCUCGAGGGUCUGAAGAAACGUAGCAAAUUCGCGAUCGCUCUGCAAGAUUACAAAGGCUCGAACGAGAACUCGUCGUUCUUGAAUUUUCAAAAAGGCGAUCUCAUCACGCUCGAAGAUGACGGUAACGAGGAAGGUAGUCCGUACAACUCUGGCUGGUGCGUCGGCAUCUGUGAGAGAACCGGCGAGAAAGGCGACUUUCCCGCUGAAACAGUUUAUGUAUUGCCUACCUUAACGAAACCACCGAACGAGAUACUAUCGUUGUUCAGUGUUAAUGGCAACGAGAAUGGCAGGAGACUAAACCCACAGCAGAUGAAUGGAGUGGAAACUCGAGACAAGCCGCAUACUUUGAUGGAGUACGCUAUCGAUCAUUUCCGUCCACCUCCAAAGAAGACAAUGUCGAAAGCACUAACGCUGACGGCAGCUCGUCGUGGCCAUCCCGAUGAACUUUGGCGUCACUCGCGUGAACCUCUGAAGCAACCUCUGCUUCGAAAAUUAGUUUCUAAGGAUGAAUUGGCCGAUGAAGCUUGCUUCGCUUUCAAUGCGAUUCUCAAAUAUAUGGGUGAUAUGCCAACGAAGAGGCAACGUUUGGGCAAUGAGUAUACUGAUUUGAUUUUUGAUGGACCAUUGAAAAAUGAGAUCUUACGAGAUGAGAUUUACUGUCAGAUUAUGAAACAGCUGACGGAUAAUAGAAAUCGACUGAGCGAGGAAAGAGGUUGGGAGUUGAUGUGGCUUGCGACAGGACUUUUUACGUGUAGUCAAAGUUUAUUAAAAGAACUGACGUUAUUUUUGCGUACACGACGGCAUCGGAUAUCACAAGAUUCUCUACAGAGGCUACAAAAAACUUUGAGAAAUGGUCAACGUAAAUAUCCACCACAUCAAGUCGAAGUCGAGGCAAUCCAGCAUAAAACGACACAGAUAUUCCACAAAGUUUAUUUCCCUGAUGAUUCCGAUGAGGCAUUCGAAGUUGAUUCCUCCACGAGAGCUAAAGAUUUUUGCCAAAAUAUUGCUCAAAGACUGAAUUUACGCUCUUCCGAGGGAUUCAGUUUGUUUGUUAAAAUCGCUGACAAAGUUAUUUCAGUACCCGAAGGAGACUUUUUCUUUGACUUUGUUCGGCACUUGACUGAUUGGAUGAGAAAAGCUCAUCCAACGAGAGACGGUUUGUCUCCUCAAUUCACGUACCAAGUAUUCUUUAUGAAGAAGUUGUGGACAAAUACUGUACCUGGUAAAGAUAGAAAUGCGGAUCUGAUAUUCCACUUCCACCAAGAAUUGCCAAAAUUAUUACGAGGAUAUCACAAGUGUACGAAAGAAGAAGCCUCACGACUAGCUGCCUUAGUUUAUCGUGUACGAUUUGGCGAGAAUAAGCAGGAACUUCAAUCAAUCCCCCAAAUGCUGCGAGAACUCAUUCCCGGUGAUUUAGUGAAAACUCAGAGCUCAAACGAAUGGAAACGUUCGAUAAUCGCAGCAUACAAUCACGAUGCAGGUAUGAGUCCUGAAGAUGCCAAAGUCACGUUCCUGAAAAUCGUCUACCGAUGGCCCACAUUUGGCUCGGCCUUUUUCGAAGUGAAACAAAGCACUGAACCCGACUACCCUGAGCUACUUCUAAUUGCUAUAAAUAAACACGGUGUCAGUCUCAUUCAUCCACAAUCGAAAGAUAUUUUGGUGACUCAUCCUUUUACGAGAAUCUCCAACUGGUCUUCCGGCAAUACGUACUUCCAUAUGACGAUAGGCAAUUUAGUCCGAGGAUCGAAACUUUUGUGCGAGACAUCUCUUGGAUAUAAAAUGGAUGAUCUACUGACCUCUUAUAUCUCACUCAUGCUCGUUAAUAUGAAUAAGCAGCGCAACACGCUACGGAUAAAGUAAAUGAAGCUUGUAGGUAAUGAUUUGAUUUGAAACUUGCAUAGUGAAAUGAUACCUCACGUGACACAAUUGUGGAUUGUGAGGUAACAAUUUCACGUUGAAAUAAUUGAACGUUGAGUCUUUGUGCUCGAGAAAUGAUAAUGCCUUUUUUAUUGUCAAAGAAUUGGAUAUUAACCUGCGAUUAAAUUGUUAAAGAAUUGUAAAAAAGUGUUAUAUUUGUCAAUUUAUACUAACUACACUUUAAGUUAAUAAUCAAGAUUUUUUGUAUGUAAUAAAUUUUAUAAAUGAGUAUUUUAGAAUGAGAGAGGUUUUUUUACAAAGAGACGAGUAUUUAUAUAUUAAAAUAAUUGUACAUAAAGGCAAUAAAGGAUUUCAAAUAAAUUGACGU